UAGAAACCUAUUGUAUUGGAGAAUUAAAUUUAUUUUAUUUAUAUUGUUUUUAGUGUCAUGGACAUUUCGUUCAUAACGAAACAUUAGAUUCUAGGGUCAAAUCAUGGAGGUAACUCAAAAUGAGUCCCCAAAAGAGGCCCCGUGGUUAUGCUGCCGAGCUUGCCUGACCACCGAUGGGAGACUGUUCAACAUACAUGAAAAUAAACUUGCUGACGCCUUUGCUCACAUCACAGGGACUCCUGUUGUCAAGGACAAGCUUCCUCAGCACCUGUGCUCGUACUGUGGUUCACAGCUGCGUAAAUAUGCGUCUUUUAGAGACAUGUGUCUUCACACACAACAGAGUUUAACUGCAGAGUCACUCAAGGAAAAGCUGGACUUAGAUGGAAUUCGCAAAAUAAGCCGCCCCUCAAACCUAUCUCUCGAUCUAACAAUAUCUGAAGUAGAAACAGCAGAAUAUGUAGACCUCACACCAGCAGAUGAUAUUAAACAGGAACCAAACGUAAUCACCAAGGAACCAAAUAUGGGAAUCAUUGAUAAACCAAACAUAAACAUUGCAGGUGUUAUUACAAAAACCGGGUCGAAAACUCAAUUUGAAAAUCAAAAGCAUGUACUGAAUAUUCCUGUCGAUAAGCUUAAAUAUAUACAAAAAAGGGUUAGGAACAUUGAGAAUACCAUCAGGAAAAAGAUGCAAAAGGCAAAUGAACAUGAUGAAAACAAUGCCAGUAUUACAGAUGCAAAAAGUGUGCAAAAGAUUGAAAAUACCAUCAUGAUUAAGACAAAUGAAAACAAUGAAAAUGAUGCUAUUACAGAAACGAAAAUUAAAAUGGAAAUCGAAAUUGAAGAAGAUACAAGCUACAGAGUAUUUGGUGAGGAAAUUAAGAAAGAGUUUGAAAUUGAAGGUAACCAUGGUGAAGUUUAUUGUGACAGUGUUAAGAUUAAGACACCACUUAAAAGGCGAAAAGAAAUUAAAAAGAAUUUGGAAGUUAAGAGGAAGAAAAAAGAUGUGAAAACUCCGUGCAAAAGUAAACCUAAGCAGAAGAGAGUAGUAGCAAGUAAGAGGGUGAAGAGAAAGAUUAGGAAUGCCAAAAAUAAUUAUAUGCCGGAGUUUGAUUUUGCUAAAUUCGAGAGGGAUAAUGCAGUGAAAAUUGUGACUUUAAGCAAGGAAGAGCAGUUGGAAGAGAUCGCCGCCCGCAAGAAGUCGCAGAACUACCUGGAGUCGCAGUACAAGUGCGAGACCUGCGGGAAGGCGUUCAACGCGGAGGCGGCCUACAAUAACCAUCUACUGAGGCACGAUCCCAUGGAGGGCGAGCUAGCGUGCGAGAUCUGCUCCGUGCGCUACAAGCGGCAGUUCCAGGUGCAGCGGCACCAGGACGUGCACCGGCUGAAGAUUGUAUGCAACCAGUGCGAAUAUGUCUCCAGAACCAGGUGGCAAGCAGUGAGACAUCACGAGAUGCACGCGGGCAAGACCUACCAGUGCCAGCAUUGCGGGAAAACUUAUGCCAAGAUGACUACGUACUUGUCGCACGUACGUAUUGUGCACCCCGCGCAGUGCGCCGCAUGCGACGUGUGCGGCGAAACUUUUGUGGGGGAGCAUGGCCUGCGCGCGCACAAGAAGAGAUCGCAUGCUAAGAAGCCACAACAGUUCAAGUGCACUACUUGUUCAGCGAACUUCCAUAGUUUAGAAGCUCUGAACAGACACACAGACACGGCCGGCGAGCACGGAGACCUGCGGCCGUGCGAGCAGUGCGGCGAGAACUGUGCGAGCGAGCACGCGCUACAGGAACAUGUUAAAGAGACACAUCCGAAUGAAACUUGUGUGUGUGACGAGUGCGACAUGACGUUCCCCGACGCGGCGGCGUACCAAGUCCACAACCGGCGCAAGCAUCUCAACGAGCGGCCCAAGGCGGGGCGCGGCGAGUACGCGCGGAAGUACUACGCGCGCCGCCGCGCCGCGCUGCGCGCCGCUUCCUCGCCCUCCUCCGCGUCCGCCUCCGCUUCCGCGACCGCGAGACACGCGCCGGUGACACUGUUCGUGUGUGAGCAGUGUGGACGCGUUCUACAGAACUCGACCCUGCUCCGGCAGCACCAGGAGCAGCAUCAGGCAGUGCGGACGUUCGCCUGCAAUCUGUGUCCGAAGAGCUUCGCCGUCAAAACUACGCUAGAGAAACAUUUGCGGACGCACACAGGGGAGAAGCCGUUCCAGUGCUCGAAGUGCCCGCUCGCCUUCACAGCGAAGGGCAACUUGAAACGACAUUACAAAGUUGCACACGAAGGCAUCCGCGAGAACGUCCCCUGUACGAUCUGUGGGCGCCAUUUGUCCACGAAGUCUGCGCUGGCGCUACACGUGAACACCGUGCACUACGGCCAGCCCGCGCCCAAGCGGAACCGGAGCAAGCUGAAGCGGAGCGUAAAUAAUAUGGAAGAAGGCUGUAGUUAAUGCAACAUCUGUGCGAAAUGUCCGCGCUUGCGCUGC
Molecule: messenger RNA, 2473 nt
Organism: Cydia fagiglandana
Lineage: Eukaryota; Metazoa; Arthropoda; Insecta; Lepidoptera; Tortricidae
Product: zinc finger protein 816-like
Exons: 12
Coding region: 104-2437 (777 amino acids)
Biological process (GO): positive regulation of transcription by RNA polymerase II
Cellular component (GO): nucleus
Molecular function (GO): zinc ion binding
Source: RefSeq, a predicted model, not a curated record